This is a messenger RNA of Anguilla anguilla (European eel), 7474 nucleotides long. RefSeq names its product Krueppel-like factor 12. The coding region runs from base 406 to 1437 and encodes 343 amino acids. Gene Ontology annotation, molecular function: DNA-binding transcription factor activity, RNA polymerase II-specific; RNA polymerase II cis-regulatory region sequence-specific DNA binding. Lineage: Eukaryota; Metazoa; Chordata; Actinopteri; Anguilliformes; Anguillidae. The transcript has 6 exons. The record is from RefSeq and is a predicted model, not a curated record. Gene Ontology annotation, biological process: regulation of transcription by RNA polymerase II.
CUUUCUCUCCCUCUCUCGCUCCCUCUCUCGCUCUCGCUCUCUCUCUCUCUGUGCUCUCGGUUUCCUCUUUGUCCAUGCACAAAGGACCCUGAGGGGUAUUUCUCAGGCAGUAUCUCUGCUGUGAAAACAGUUCCCUCCUGGGGUAUCCAGGGAGAGUAAUGGCAUGAGCUGGCUCUUCCCUGGAUAUGGGCAGGAACUGUGCUGAGCGCAACGCCCCCGACCCCCACCCCCACUCUCCUCAGCUCCUACUUCCACCCUGUCCUCAGACCACUGCAUGCAGACGACGACUGGAACCAAAUCAGAUAAAACCACUGUGAGAUCAGCUGUAAAUUGUCCGUGGGAGACCCAGGACUUCCUUGAAUAUGCACACCACAAAGCUUACUGCAUUACACCAUUAAUAACAGGAUGUUAAUGCUUGACGGGAUGCCGGCAGUCAGAGUCAAAGCAGAACCUCUGGAAUCUGAGCGAGGGUCCCCCAAAGUGCGCAGUUACCCGGAUAUGGAAGCAGUCCCACUCCUAUUGAGUAAAGUCAAACCAGAGCCUCCCGAGGACCUCCUCUCCCCCGAGCAGUUCCACACACAGACUGAGCCCGUGGACCUGUCCAUUAACAAAGCCCGCACCUCGCCCCCUUCCGGAAUCUUCUCGUCCCGUUCCUCGCCAGUGAUGUCCCUGAACUCCUCCUCCUCCCCCACCGUUAUCACCUCCGUCUCCUCCGUACCGAGGCCGCUGGUGGCCUCGCCCUCCAGAGUCAGGAACCAGCAGUUUUUGCACAUCGUCCACCCCUCCCCAGCUCCCUCCAGCCCUGUCAGCCUCCAGACCAGCAAGCUGCCCGGACAGGUCCGGCGCAUCCCUGUGGUGGUGCAGCCCGUGCCCCUGAUGUACAGAUCCAUCCGCCCACCAACAAAUGCCAACUCCCCCAUCAUUCUACCUCUGCUUGAGGAGAUCCGGAAUCAAGGCAAAGGGAAAAUGGACCCUAAUGGCUUGUCGCCGAGACAAAUCAAAAGCGACAGUGAUGAUGACGACCUGCCAAAUGUGACCUUGGACAGUGUUAAUGAAACAGGUUCCACUGCUCUCUCCAUAGCCAGGGCCGUGCAAGAUUCCAUGUCACCGUUCAGUAUUGAGAGCCUGAGACGUCCUCGAAGAUCUGAGUCCCCAGACUCCAAGAAGAGACGCAUCCACAGGUGUGACUUUGAGGGCUGCAAUAAGGUGUACACAAAAAGCUCCCAUUUGAAAGCACAUCGACGAACACACACAGGCGAGAAGCCGUACAAGUGCACCUGGGACGGCUGCACCUGGAAGUUUGCCCGCUCUGACGAGCUGACGCGCCACUACAGGAAGCACACGGGGGUGAAGCCGUUCAAGUGCGCGGACUGCGACCGCAGCUUCUCUCGCUCCGACCACCUGGCGCUGCACCGGCGCAGGCACAUGCUCGUGUGAGCCGGGGGGGAGGGGGGGAGCGGUGAGGGGCGGGGAAAGGGGGCGGGGCUAACGGGAGCACGCACAGACAACGCAGGAGAGCUGGGCCUUUCCUUGCACACGCAGGAGAGCUGGGCCUUUCCCCUGCAUGCCCAGGACCCCCCCCCCCCUCCCCCCCCUCCUCCAUACAGAGAGGAAGGCAACGGACAGACGAACUGUUAUGCAGACGUCGAGGGAGAAAACAGGGUCUGGCUCCUCGGAUCGGCAGAGGUAGGGCCCGGAAGCCAAUAGGAUACUGGCGCGAAGUCAAAGAAUCUGUCCUUUACUGAGCACUGUUUGAUACGUUUCUCUUACAUUCAAAAGGCAUAUAUGUUCCUUGUUUGGACAAACAGGUAUUACGGUCAGUAUCAUUGUCAACUAUAUAUAUAUUUUUCAGUUUUAGUAUAUAUUGUUGUUUUGUAUAAAAGGCUGCUUUUCUGCAUCUAUAAUGUGAAACAAUACAGACAGAAUGACUGUGCUACUAGUGCCGCAACACAGGCAGGUUUCUUAAAGAACAGUAUUAUUGCACAAAUCCUUGCAUCUUUCCCCUGCUCUGUGCUCUAAGCAGUUUACAGGACAUCUACAGGACAUUUGAUUGCCUCUUUGGAAUUUUUAAAAGACAAUACUCCACAAGCCUAAAUACAUAGGACACAGCGGAUUUUUGAUAGCCUAAAGUUGUCCAAUAAACCAAUGGCAAGAUGAUCAAGGACGUAAUUGUUUUCACACGCACACGCACACACACACACACGCUGCAUAUGUAUAUAUACAUGUAUGUUAUUAAGCAGUUUUGCAAACCUUUAUGUAAUUGUUUUUUUUUUUUUUUUUCAUAAAGUGGAUUUUUGAGAAGGUUACACCAUGUACAUCCCUAACAGCCUUUGUAUAGUUGGAUGUGUAAUAGUAAACUUUUCCAGUCAUCCUUGAAUCUCCACACGGCAAUAUCUUUCUGAAUGCCCAUUUUAGUUUUUUUUUUUUUUUCUCUAGUCUAGAAAAUCAUUGGUGGUGCAUUCUGUGCUGUGAUUAGCAAUCCAUAAAGUGCAAUCUGAACAAGUGAAUAUAGUUUUGUGUAAAAGAAAAAAAAAUGUACAAAAUACUUUCUGUCAUUUUAUGUUAAUUAUUAUCUUUAUCUGUCUGCUUUGAUAAAAAACAAACAAAAAAAAAACAGUAUUUUGAACUGCAGAAUUGUAAUAUCAGUAUGUAUAAUUUACAACGCUUUAAGCACCUUACACUAAAAAAUAAGAAUUCAGUUAGUUCCUGAAAAAGUAGUAUAUUAUAUGAAGUGAAAGGGAUGGGGGAUAUUUUUGUUCUUGUGAAAGUUAAAUAGGACCGAAUAUAACCCCCAAUUGGGAAAUGGUGUUAAGGGAAGCUUCGUCUCUGGGUCCCAUUACCAGCGGCUGUCUGUUACAGGAUCUCUUCGAACAUGGAAGACAUCUGGGCAUAUAUGCUUUGCAUUAUUAUAUAUAUAUAUAUAUAUAUAUAUAUAUAUAUAUAUAUAUAUAUAUAUAUAUAUAUAUAUUAAUGCAUUUGCCCCCUGCAAUACUUUCACAUUGUUAUUGCUAGAUUUUUAAUUGGAACAUAGGACAGAUUUGGACAGAUCCAAAAAAGGGAAUGUGGAUUUAUGAUACAACAAUUUCUACCAGCAAACAUACAGCAUUUCCCAGCUGCCCCCUAGUGGCCCACUGUCUCACUACAGUGAUUCGCAAGCAGACAGUUGUCUUGAGAUCAGGAUGAGCAGGCUAGACAAUGCAAAACAGAUUGGCCCUUCCGCUAGAAGACCUCUGCAGGGCCAAUUUGCAAAACGGUUCCAGACCAGCAGCUGCACUCUCAAAAGAAAGGGUUUCAAAACGCUCCUCUGUGUCUCCAUUGGGGAACUCUAGAUCUAGAUCAAAGAAUGGUUCUUUGUCAGGCAAAAUGGUUCAAUCUCAGAGCUUUAACAUUUUUCACACCUACCAUAGAGGGUUACAUAGAGAAACUAAUGAGGUUUCUCUGUGGAGACAAGCCAAAGAGCCUUCUUUUCUGAGAAUGUGGACGUUUUUUUCUGAGUGCUAGCUCGUUGGAAUCAUUUCCCUCACGUUCCAAAUUUGACUUUUUCUCCAAAAUUGGAAUUCCCUGACGAAUGUGUAAGCCCAGCCCAUGGCUACAGUGUCCUCUGUCAAAUCUGGCAAACCCCACGCUAACACGUUUCCUCUCAGCCAUAUUGGCCAGCCUCAGCCUUUGCUUCUUUUCAGUGUGCACCUCCAGCUGAGCUGGGCAGUCGCUGUGUCAGAUGACUACACUUAAAAUGCAGCUGAGGCUGACUUGGUCACUGGUUCAGUCAGUGUUCAAUUUUAGACUUUGGGUUGGUCUGCAUCAAGGGCUAGUGCUUUAGCUGGAUGCUAAAGGGAGACUCAUUCACCUCACGGUUUGUAAAAGCAUAUUGCAUGCUUCAUGUUCAUGUUGAUGUUUCAUCAUCUAAAAUAUUGCCUGUCAUAGCUGAGAUGUACUGUUGCAUUGCCCAGGUCUUGCACUCAGAAAGGGUAUCAGAGUAGGAGUGCUGACCUGGGAUCAGUUUUGUCUUUUAGCUCAUAAUGAAUAAGGUUAGGAUACGGGCCGGGAAAAAGCUGAUCCGAGAUCCAAACUCCUACUCUGAAACACUGAAUGCAAGGCUCCGAGCUACUUAUAAUGGAAUGUCAAACAUCAUUUACUCUCAGCAAACAUGUUUACUGGUUCUACUAGUAGAAGUAAGUGAUAUAAUAAGACUGUAACUUUUGCACAUGUCAUACAGACAACGUCUUUGACAAAAUGUCACAAAAGACCCUGUGUUUAUGGAAAAAUGGGUUCUUGUUCGGGUCUUGUUCGAGAUUUUCAGAAAUCCUUAUCUAAGAACACAAUGCAUGAUCUAAACAGCAUCGCAGUGCACAUUGUAUAUUUUGAAGUUAUAUGCCCAUACACCGGAAAAGGCUUUAUAAGCAAAGGCCACCUGGAUCACUUAGAUUCUCCAUAACAACCAACCAGCCUGUUUCUCUCUUCAGCAUGAACUCUUAAAGGGGCCUGCUACCAUUAUCAUGCUUUGGGUUAUCUGGCAUGUCACUUCAAUUAGAGGCCAAGGUAGAAAUUAUGUGGUUUGUUACAGAUAUUCCAUUACAUUGGUUUGGUAGCAUAAACACAAGUUGCCAAUGGAUUCUUUCUGAGCACAAAUUCCAGCUUGUACUUUGAUAUGGUACCAAUGUCCAAUAGAGCUGUGGUACCCAACCCCAAACCUCUGUCAUGGGGACCCCCCUGUGUAUGGUGGUUUUUGUUUCAACCACAAUUGCAAUCCCAAAAUUGUAACAAGUUUUAAUUACAGUUGGUGCUUUUCAUGUUCAGCUAUUCAUGUCAUGUAGAAUUAACCUCUCAUGUUGAAAUUGUGCUAUAUUUCAAAGGACUUCAUAAAAAGAGGAUGAAAACCCUAACUAAUCAAAUUAAAGACCUAAAUGGAUCGAUAUGACUCCUAAUUGGCUAAAGUGUGGACACAUGGCCACUAAAACUAAUCAUGAGGUAGACAAAGCAAAUGGUAAUAAGCCCAACCUGCAUGGUGUUAAGUUAAAGGUUAAAAAAAAGAAUUGAGCAAUCACAUAUUCAGUAGUCUAAUUAUGAGGCUGCUGAUCAUGUAAUUUGAUCAGUAACAUGUUUACCUCUUUAUAUUAAUUUUUGCAAUAAAGAACAAUUAGAAUAAUGUAAACAUGAUAUUUUUAUUCUUCAUGGCAUGUAUAGCUAUUUUUGACGUAAUGUAGCUUAAGAGGGUAAAUAAUCCUUCAAAAUAUGAAAAGUACCUAAUUAAGAAAAAAUAGCAGCUCUUUAAAAUUCUGUGAUUUUAAUUUUGUCUGGAACAAAAACCAGCAUACACAGGGGGUCCCCAGGACCAUGGUUGGGGACCACUGCAAUGGAGGAGAACCUCAGAACUGAGACAGUAAAUAACAGUGUUUCUCAAGCAGUAUACCGUUAGUGAAGUAAUGCAGUUAUGUUACUAUGAAGUAUGGAAAAUAUGUCUGAAAAAUGCUGCAAACAAAACAAAAAGGAUUAUGCUGUGUGUUAUGUUCAAUAUGAAAUGAGACCAAUAUGUUUUGAAUUUUGAUGCUAGGUUUCAUAUAUUUUGUGUGGACACAUGAUUACACCAGUUCUUCAAGUCAAAAAUGUUUGAUUGCCUUUUAGGAAGCAAAUAGCACCAGCACCCUGUUUAAGUGAUAUAUAGUUCAGUAAUUCUCAUCAACACAUUAUCAUUUCAUAUCAUUUUUCACUUUGUGAUUUUCUGAAAUGAAGGGCACUUCUUCUUUGUUUUGUUUUUAUUUUAUAUUCAGUUUCUGUACAAGAGGUGUUUUAAAAUAAUGUAAUAUAUGUGAGUAUUUCAAAACCCAGUUUUAUAUAGAAUGUAUAUACUAUUGUGUGGAUGGACUUUUUAACACAGAUAAAUACUUUGAAUACAUUUUUACAGGUAGUAAAUUAUAGAAUUUGGUAUAUUCAGGAUGCUUAAAGCAUUGUCCUAAUUACACACAAAAAAAAUAUUUAAUUUCAGUUUAACUGACUGGUUCUAGUUCUGUUUUUCCACAACAAAUAAGGGGGGAAAUCUAAACCUGUGCAUAUUUUAUUUUUCAAAAAUACUCCAUCAGAGCUUUCAAUGCAACCAUGCCAUAAAAUGUGGUGUGUUUCACUUCUUUGUUACACAAAUGCAUUAUAUUUAUAUAUGCAUUAUAUAAUACAUGCAUUAUAUAAUAUAAUGGAAUUUGACAAACUUGACAGUGUCACAACAUUUGUUAAUGGACCUGUUUUUCCCUCUUUAAGUUAUUAUAAUUAAAAUUAAUCAUGUAAUCAAUUUUGGAUAUAGCUUGCAGUUUAUGAACACUCAAUAUAUUUCCUUUAGCUGAAUUUUUACCCGUAAGCGAGGAUUCAUUUUUGUGGCAUAAUUUUGUAACGGCAGCCAGGGUCAAAGUUAUGCAAUAAUCAGUAGUGCCUCCUAAUAACUGUACUGUAGUGUGGACCUGUACAAGCAUUACACAGACGAGAAUUACCACAGUUAGCUGCAAAAAUUGAUAAUGAAUCAAUCAAAAUAUUUUUAACAGCAGAUUAACCAAUAUGCAAAAGUUACAUUUUGCAAACAUCCCAGCCUUUACAUUUGAAUUUUUGUUUUAUGAUGUAACAAUUUUAGACAUAAAAUAAGACAUCUUAACAGCCAGCAGUGACCAUCUAAAAGGGGGGUCCUCCCCCUCCCCACCCCCUUUUUUAUAACAUUUUAUGUGUCUCCUAUGGUAGUCGCAUAUGCUUUGUAAGGACAUAUUAACAACUUAACCUCAAAUCACCUCUGAAAUGAAUUGAUAAUGAACAGUUUUUUAACCCUUUCAGGUUUUUUGCACAGAUUUACUUCAUGUACCCAUUUGCAAAGCCAAGAUAACUAGAAUAAUGGCUUUUCAUUUGUACCAUGUUAUUUCAAAGGAAGUUGUAUGGUAUUUCACUGGGAAACUUCAAAAACAUAUAUUGAAUGUGCAACGACUGGGACCCCAACUUUUGGACAUUUAUUAUUUUAUUUUAAUUUUUUUGUUUUGUAAAUGUAUUAGUGCAUUUUUUCCAGUUAAUAUCAAUGAUGUUUAUUUUAUCUUCAUUGUAAACUAAGUAGCUGAGCUGAUACCUAUGUAAGUGUACUGAUAUUAUCUUAAGUGUUGUUCUUGUAUUUAUGUACAGUGUAUGUAAUGUAAAUAUAAUUCAGAGCUUUUCAUUAUUUCAGUAAAAAAUAUUAUAUGCGAUGAUUAAAAGGGAGUCCCAGAUUCGAUUUUCAGAAAAUUAAAUGCCCCAGUGUCUUUGAAGAGAUUCAAAAGAAUUUGUUUUCUUCUUUUUACAAUAGCGUCAAAACAUUUUGUCAGUACCUUGCUUUUUCAAGCAUUAUUUUAUUUUCCAAAUGAAUUGACCUGUGAAUUGAAAUUGAGUUUAAUCAUAAACAUGUAUUAUAAUCUGAAUGGAGGCAUGACGGUAAAUAAAGUUGAAUUUUGUUUUUAAUAAAAAGAUCCUUUUCCCA